CUGAAAUUUUCUUCCAAUAGUUGUUAAUCGUCGGCCAGUUGCUUAUUCUUUCAUCUUAUAUGCUAUUGCGUUCCGUUUCUUUCAAAAUGAUUAUAUUAGUGUUUACUUAAAAGUGUAUUAUUUUCUAUGACAAUGGUAUCCACUAUACCAGUGGCAGGUACAGUGUCUAUUUUUAAUACGCACGAAGAUUCGAAGGAUCAGAUAUUGUUUACACUUCAAAUAGCAGUAAAACAGAUUCAGCAUUACAGUUGUCUUCAAAAUCAAGACGAUGGACUUUCAGCUGAUGUGAAGGAAGUAAAACAACUUUGUGAAAGUCUUGAUAAAGCACUUCUACAUGGGUUAAAAUAUUUUGACAAAGGCUACUGGGCUUUUGUAAAAGAAUUUACGCACAGUAACAAUGUAAAGUUCCUAGAAAAGCUAGAGAAUGUGGAUACUGAUGUUCAGUGUGGAAGAGCCUGGUUAAGUCUUGCUUUGAACGAAGCAAGUUUGGAGAGUUAUUUUCGUUCAUUUACACAAAACUUGCGUGUUGUCAAAAAGCACUAUGAAUCUCUAGCAUUAUUAUGUGAUGAACAGAGAAUGCAGUUAGUUUUAAUGCUGAUGGCUGGAUUGGAAUAUGUACCGAUUAACAUCAAUGUAGGGAAAAUUAGUUAUGGAACUGGUGUAUCUUUCUUUGAAAACCAGCCAAAUUUUCAAAAUUCUGAUAUCUAUGGAUAUUAUAAAAAUUCACCUAACAAGGUACCUAAAAAUAGUUUUCCAAGUGACGAUACAGAACUUGCUGCAUAUGACAGUGCUGUUGAAGUAACGACAGAUUUUGUAGCUUCAGGUGAUGCAAGUCCAGAAAAUCAAAAGUCAACUUUUGAUAUAGAAAAUUCAUUGCACAAACAAAAUUCUGGUUUUGUAGAGAGUAUUGCAUGUCAAAACUUACCACAACAGGAUUUAGAAAGAAUUUCUCACUAUAUUAACAUUGACACCAAAAAUGAAACUAAAGUGACUGAAGAUUUAGAAGUUAUUCGCACAAAAGUGGUGAGGAGAGCAAAGAGGUCAUGUCAAAAGUCAUUUUCGGACAAUGAUAAAAGUGAGAAUUCAUUAACUAAUCCAACAGGUAAUGAAAAGAAAAGUCAUUCAUUACAAGAAUAUGAUAAUUCUCUCGAUCAUCGUUUGAGUAAAGCUACAAAUGAUUCAGGCCUUUGUCUUGAAACGCCAUGCACAUCUGAUAGUGAGUCAAAUGAUUUUGCUGAUGAAGCUGGAACUUCAGAUGUUUGUCAUUCAACAUCUUUUAAUGUUGGGGAAUUUCAUCCUGAUUUGAAUGUUACAUUUUCCAUUCCAUUAAGAAAUGAAAUUGAACUUCAUGAAAUAUCUACUCAAAUGGCAGAGAACAGUAAACCUUCACUUGAAGAGAGAGGAAUCCCAGAAGGUCAAGAGGAUCCUAUUAAAAACACAUGCAAAAUUCAAAAUGUAUCAAAUCGUUUGCCCCUGCAGGUUGGUGACGAUGGAGCGGAGGAUAAUGCAGAAGAGGAGGAAGAGGAAGAGAUAUCAAUUUAUGAUAUGUCUAAAAUAUCAUAUUUUACUCCGACUCCAAGUUCACCAAAAAUUAUUGACAUUUCCAAUGAUGCCGAAGAAAAGCCUUGCCCAGGUACUUGUAAAGGAAAUUCAGAAACUAAAGAUAUUGUUUUAGAUGAAAUCGAGAAGUUAGCUAAAGAGAAGCCUGAGGAUUUAGAUAUAAAGGUUGCAAAUAAUAUCAUCUUAUACUUUGUUGUUGAAGUAUUUGAACACGAAGAAGAAAGUUUUUAUAAGCUAUAUUGUGGAUAUUCAAAUUUUCCAGAAGGUUCAAGUCAAAGAAUUUAUUUCCUUUUGACUAAUAAAGGUGUUUAUUUUUUGAAGUCUGGGAACAAGCAGCAGAAGUUCUUCAAAUCUCAUAGCCUUAGAUAUAGCAGUAUUGAUUACAUUGUGGUGGAUUUAAAUUAUCAAGGAUUUAAAGUGGUGUCAAGAAAUAAAGAAAGUUUUCCAUUGUAUACAGCUGAUGAAGAAUUAACUAGAGAAAUACUCUCUAAUUUUGAAUUAGGAAUUAGAAGGUUUAUCCCAAAGUUGCCACUUCCUUCUGUUUACACUGAUGCUUGUAUUCAAAAGAUUAUCUUAUCAAAGUUUGUAGCUUCACAGCUUAAUUUAGAAAAAUCAGAUGUAAACCUGUGCCAUUAUGUGUUAGCUAGGUGGGAAGAUUACACAUCAUCUUCUAUAACUCCAACUGGACCUAUUUACUAUGAUUACCUAAUGUAUAGACACAAAUUUGCAAAAGAUAAUACGGCCACAUCAUGGACACCUGGAUAUUUUCUCUUGAAAGCUGGUGUAUUAUAUUGCAUGGAUGACGAGAAGAGCAAACCUAACUUUGAUAUCCCUAUGUGUACUCCUCAUUGCCAAGGAUGUCGAAGAAUUCAUCUUUUGGAUAGGCCGUAUGCUUUUGAAAUUAUUCGCUCAAAUUCAGCUUCUCUGCAAUUAGCUGCAGCUGACACAGUUGAAGCUUCAAAAUGGUUGCAGUGUUUUUUAGAAACUGUUUCGUUGGCAGGUCAUUACAUUGAUUCAGAAAAAAACGUGCAAAAACCUUGCUAUGUUCUUCUGUCUAAUGAUAGCAUUAUUGUUGCAAUGGAUGAACCUCGCAAAAGUAGCUUGAAACCAUUUGGAAAAGCAAAACUGUGUGAUCUUGUAACAGUGUUCAUUGAUCCUCUGGCAUCUACUUUUAUUAUGUUGGAAUUUGAAAUUGCUGAAGCUAGCAAAAGUAGUGGAGAGUGGAUAAUUUAUUUUGAAACUAUUGCUGAAAAAGAAAAGUUCUUAGAUAUAAUCAAUCAGAAGUGGUCAGAAAUGUUUCAGGCAAAAGAGUCUUCCUCAAAACCACCGACUGUUUCCUCCAAGCAGUUACAUCCAUAGAUCGAACAUUAAGCACAUCCUUUUUCCUAAAGCGAUCUAUCUUGGCCUUAGUCAGUUUAAGUUCAGAGGUCCAGAAACAUUUAUAAGUCUUUUGAUUUCCUCUGGAGAUAUUUCUUUUGCCACAACGGAGGAAGAUUUCACACAAGAUAUCAAUUAGUUUAGAGGAGCGUUUUCAGAAGUCUAGCUUCUUAAGGGCUAAGUCUUCCUCAAGUUAGGGAAAUGACUCCAUUUAGCCCUGCGAAAAUUCCAUGACAUCCUAUUAUAGACAACAAAGCUAGAUUUAGGUAUUUGUAAGCAGACGCAGGCACUAACCUGUGUCUAUGGCCCGAUCUUGAUUCUAAUUUCAAUGACCAUCCUCUUCGCAGAUACUCCCAUAUCAGCAGAAACACAAAAGAGGUCAGGAGUUGUGAGAGUUUCAUUAUAAAGAAGAAAUAAUUUAGGGUCGGAUAUAUUGUAAAUAAGCAUAAGAGUACUCAGUUCAGUAAAUCCUCGACCUCUUUUCCAGCUGCAUUAGACCCCAUUGUUUGACAUACAAAAUUUAAUGAAUUAAAUUCCUACCUACAGGGCAUGGAAGAUGCUGAUAUAUUUGCAGCGCAUGACAAAAUUCGAAGAUUCCUCAAAAAUUUACUUUUAUGGGGGAAAAAUUUGAAGACUACAAAAAUGAGAGCUUUGAAACAUAUCAGAUUUUUAUUAUCGAAAAUAAUGCAAAAUAAUGCUUUCUGAUAGCAAAAUUACCAAGAUCUCAAAAUAUUUGAAUGUAUUGAGAGAAAAUUUUAAUUUUUACUUUGCUGAAGAAAUGAUGAACUGCUAAGAGAACUGGAUUCCGCAUCCCUUCCAUGGUAACAUUUACUACUGGCAUAUUGUCGAAAGCUAAUGAGUUUAUCAACUUAUUCGAAAAUACAUUAUUGAAACUGAAUUUUAAUAGUUGUAUACUGACAUAGUUUUGGUUAAUUGUCCCACAAAUUUAUCCUUAUUUUUUCUAUGAUGAUUUGAAGGUGUUACGGCUAUUUGCAUUUUCAUACCUUAGUGAAGUUGACUUUUUGAUAAUGGUGGAAAUUAAACCACGUAUCCAAACACGAUGUAGUUGUCGAAAUCCUUGCGUCUGAAAAUGAGCUGAUCUGGACAUUAUUGCCACCAUGAACAGCAGUCGAAAAAUUAGCGCACCCUUCACGCAUGCCUCAUUAGCCAAAAGGGCCAACAUUCCCGGAAGGGCUAUUAAUUCCUUUCUGGCAUUUUGCGUUGAUUCAUUAUAAACGGAGAAUCACUUUUUAAAUUGUUGCCACCAAAUAUUAGAGCCCUGU
Stegodyphus dumicola is the source of this 4220-nucleotide messenger RNA. RefSeq names its product pleckstrin homology domain-containing protein pruning defect 1 (gene prd1). Gene Ontology annotation, molecular function: kinesin binding. Gene Ontology annotation, biological process: Golgi organization; regulation of protein localization; lysosome localization. The record is from RefSeq and is a predicted model, not a curated record. Lineage: Eukaryota; Metazoa; Arthropoda; Arachnida; Araneae; Eresidae. Gene Ontology annotation, cellular component: endosome membrane.